This is a messenger RNA of Recurvomyces mirabilis, 564 nucleotides long. RefSeq lists its product as uncharacterized. The record is from RefSeq and is a predicted model, not a curated record. The coding region runs from base 1 to 564 and encodes 187 amino acids. The transcript has a single exon. Lineage: Eukaryota; Fungi; Ascomycota; Dothideomycetes; Mycosphaerellales; Teratosphaeriaceae.
AUGUGCGUCGCAGGCCUCAACGUCUCUACGCAACCCUGCAAUCACAGAUGGGUCGAAUUACAGAAACAAUGCGAGCCCACCAAAAAUCUAGCCAACUGCCCGGAAAAGCUACGAAUCGCAGGAUGGGAGACACGAAACGAACACUGUCCUUGGUGCAACGACAACGAGACGUCAACCAGCAGCUCAACACAUCGACUCUUCGGUAGCCCACAAGCUGGAACCUCGCCAUCAUCGCCCAUGGCUUCGGAUUUCCUGGCGACUGGGCAUGGUCGCAGCGGAAGCUUGAGCACACUGAGCUCGUUGUCAAGACAUAGUAGCUCCGCUAGCACUGGAAGCGACCGGGGUCAAAGACAUCGUGAGAUGAAUGAGCGUCUACAUCUCUACCUCACUCUACACCCUCACGAGACAUUGCCCAGCGCGCGGAAGAAUUAUCCGACAUACGUCUCUUCUCCCGUGGACGAGUCUUCGACCUCGGACGGCUAUGGAUCGAGAAGCUCAAGCAGUGCUCUGAGCAAAGGCCUCAUGAAGAGCGUACGAUUCUCCAAGAACAUGUUUAAGGGCUAG